UUUCAACCGCCACUAACUUCACACUCUAGAACCCAAAAAAAAAUAUUUUCCGCAGGCACCAUUUUUCCCUACUUAAGAAGGCGUCACUUGCAAGGCGAUUACACCAUAAGUUCAUAUUUUCAAACAAAAUGAGCGUCGAGGAAGAAGUAUUCAAAAUUCAAAAGAAAAUGAGUAAAAUCACAUCCAGCGAUGAUGGUUCGGGGCAAGAACAGGCUUUGGAUUUGCUUAAAGCUCUACAACAACUCAGUAUCAAUUUGGAAAUCCUAACAAAAACUCGCAUCGGAAUGACAGUGAAUGAAUUACGUAAAAGCAGCAAGGACGAAGAAGUCAUCAGUUUGGCAAAGACUUUAAUCAAGAAUUGGAAACGUUUCUUGGCCAAUACCACCUCAUCCAAAGACUCUAACUCCAAUUCGAGUAGUAAAUCGUCAUCGAAGUCAUCGUCUAGUGGAUCGGCAGGAAGCUCGAGCAGCAGCAAAAAGAAUGACAAAAAGAAAGAAGAACCUAAAAAGAUGGAAGUGGAAAAGCCCAAAGUGCCACAAUCGGCAUUCCCGAGUUCGUCGGGAACUUUGACCGAUGCUGUGCGUCUAAAGUGCAGAGAAAUGCUUGCCAAUGCCUUAAAGGUCGAUCCCACUCCCGAGGGAUGUCCAGAACCCGAAGAAUUGGCCGAGGAACUGGAAGAAGCCAUCCAUGCGGAGUUCCGUAACACCGACAUGAAAUACAAGAACCGCGUCCGAUCUCGUGUGGCCAACUUAAAAGACGCCAAAAAUCCCACCUUACGUAGUAACUUCUUAUGCGGUGCCGUCACAGCUCAGCAACUUGCAAAAAUGACGCCCGAAGAAAUGGCCAGCGAUGAGAUGAAGAAGAUCCGUGAAAAGUUCGUGAAGGAAGCCAUCAAUGAUGCUCAAUUGGCAACGGUACAAGGAACCAAGACAGAUCUGCUUAAGUGCGGUAAAUGCAAGAAGAAGAAUUGUACCUACAACCAAUUGCAAACGAGAAGUGCUGAUGAACCUAUGACAACAUUCGUGAUGUGCAACGAGUGCGGCAACCGAUGGAAGUUCUGUUAAUUUAUUUUUUCAUUUUCGUUUU
This is a messenger RNA of Eupeodes corollae, 1086 nucleotides long. RefSeq names its product transcription elongation factor S-II (gene TfIIS). Gene Ontology annotation, biological process: DNA-templated transcription; transcription elongation by RNA polymerase II. The transcript has 3 exons. Gene Ontology annotation, cellular component: nucleus. Gene Ontology annotation, molecular function: zinc ion binding; nucleic acid binding. NCBI's taxonomy places the organism in Eukaryota, Metazoa, Arthropoda, Insecta, Diptera, Syrphidae. Bases 129 to 1064 code for a protein of 311 amino acids. The record is from RefSeq and is a predicted model, not a curated record.